Molecule: messenger RNA, 1416 nt
Organism: Didymella exigua CBS 183.55
Lineage: Eukaryota; Fungi; Ascomycota; Dothideomycetes; Pleosporales; Didymellaceae
Product: phosphoglycerate mutase-like protein
Exons: 1
Coding region: 1-1416 (471 amino acids)
Biological process (GO): dephosphorylation
Molecular function (GO): phosphatase activity
Source: RefSeq, a predicted model, not a curated record
AUGAAGUCUGCUGUUGCCUUUUCCGCCCUUCUUGCUGGCGCCGAGGCCGCCGAGACCGUUCUCGGGGCCUACAUCUUCCACCGCCACGGUGACCGCACACCAAAGGCUCUUGCGCCCACCAGCCUGACCCCUCUGGGCUACGACCAGGUGUACCGCUCCGGCCAGUACUACAACUCCCGCUACAUCACUGGCGACGGCAGGAUCAAGGGCAUCAGCGACGAGACGGUCAAGCUGUCACAGCUCUCUGUCAGCUCUCCCGUCGACAAUGUCCUCCAGAACUCGGCCAUGGGGUUCCUCCAGGGCCUUUACCCUCCCGUUCAGACUGUCCAGACUCUCGCCAACGGUUCCGAGGUGACUGCGCCUCUGAGCGGCUAUCAGCUCAUCCCCGUCAACACCAUCGCGACCGGUGCUGGCUCCGAGGAUGCUGGCUGGCUCCAGGACGCCUCGAGCUGCGCCAACGCAAAGACCAGCUCCAACAAUUACUUCAGCAGCGCCGAGUACCAGAACACCCUGAAGUCUACCAACGACUUCUACAACGCGCUGGUCCCUGUCGUCAACCAGACCCUGACUGCCGACCAGGUCUCGUUCAAGAACGCCUACGUCGUCUACGACCUUAUCAACGUUGCCGAGAUUCACAACUCGUCCAUCCCCUCCUCCUCGGUCCUCACCAACGACACGCUUAAGGAGCUCUUCGUCCUCGCCAACCAGCACGAGUACGGCCUCGCCUACAACGCCUCCGACGACAUGCGCGCCGUUGCCGGCAUGCAGCUCGCCGGCGAGAUCCUCUCCUACAUGAACAGCACCAUAACCUCGGGCGGCGCGAAGAAGCUCGGCGUCCAGUUCGGCGCCUACGCCACCGCGCUCUCCUUCUUCGGCCUCGUCGACCUGCCCAAGGUCUCGGACAACUUCACCGGCGUCAUCGACUACGCGUCCUCGCUCGUCUUCGAGCUCGUCACCAACGUCAGCACCGCCGAGGGAUUCCCCGCCCAAGAUGAUCUAAGCGUCCGCUUCCUCUUCCACAACGGCUCGGCCUCCAACGCGUCCCAGCCCACCGCCUACCCCCUCUUCGGCGGCGCCGAGAACCUCGUCUCGUGGUCUGAUUUCUCCACCGCGCUGGAUAAAUUCGCAGUCACCGGCACAGAGCAGUGGUGCACAAAGUGCGGCAACUCGACGGGGACGUGCGCUGCGUACGCCGGCUCGUCCGGCGCGGGCGCUGCGUCGGCGCAGCACAAUGCCCGCACCGGCGUCAGCCCUGCUAUUGGCGGCGUCAUCGGCGCCAUGGUCACUCUUGCUGUUGUUCUUGGCUCGCUCGCGGCGUUCAUGCUGCUCGGCGGGUUCAGGCUGGUUAGUAAGAAGCAUCUCGCUGCCGCUGCCGCUGGUGCUGCGUCGGGCGAGAAGGGCGUGGGUAGGGCGUAG